CUCAUGGUCGGUCGGUGUCUAGAUAGAGUGUCUGCUGCUCAUUACGCCCACCUACGAGCGCGAAUGCGUUCAGAAUCAGACCAGCGGGUGUUAAUUGACUAAUUUGAUCAUGGCCUGUUGCUAAUGUUUCUUCACGCACCAUUUCCGUGAAGGGCCGGACUCACAACUCAUCUCUCAGCAAGUCGACUGCUCGUGCGGUCACCUGUCAGUAGCCAUUCGAUUUCACUGCCGCACACUCUCCACUCUCUCUCAAAUACAACAAAGCCAAAUUAACAGCAGACGGCAGUAAAAGAGCCCGAGGGCUGGGGGAGGCAGCUGGAAGCCAGUCAAUUUUUCCAAUUUGGUCUUCAUCACUUCAGUUGACAAUAAAGACCACUUAACCAAUUAAAGCACUUCGAGGGCCUAAACGCAAACAAAGCGCCACGAGGAUGUCUCUAAAAGCUACGAUGCAACACUGUCGACUGCAGUUUCGCGUUCGUCGUCCGAUGGGUUCGGAGGACUGCAGCAUUAAGGGGGAGACGUUUAGUGAGCAGAGCAUGGAGCAUCGCAAUCCCUUCUUGGCGUCGUGGCACGGCCCGUUGCCCCCUCCGAUGACCGGUUAUCUCAGCACUUAUCCGCAUCAGCCGUACGGGCAGCCACAUUGUGUCAAUCCACCACUCGAGCAAGCCUCACCGACCAGUCCGAUGUCGUGCGCGUCGCCCGUCUCGGCUCACUACCCUGGAUUUCUCAGCAAUCGCGGAUUCGUCUCCAAGAUUAGUUCGCCUGGACCGGUCAUUCGCAGUCCGGUCACUGUCCCUCCGCCUGGGCAUCGCUUCUUUCCACCAUCGCGCUAUGCAAGAGAGGCGACAUACGGAAUGAAUCCGAAUAGGAGACUCAGCGAUGGCGCAAUGUAUCCCGAGGAGGCCGGAUUUCCUACGUAUUAUCCGCCGUACGGCAGCCAGCUAGUGCGACGACAGCCGCAGAACUGCAAACGACGGCGCGCUCGCACCGUCUUCACGAGUAGUCAGCUAGGAUGCCUCGAGUCGCACUUCGAAAAGCACAAGUAUCUCACAGCGGCCGACAGAGCUGAACUGGCGGCGACAUUGGAUCUGACAGAAGCGCAGAUAAAGACGUGGUUUCAGAAUCGACGCACUAAAUGGAAGAAGAUGCUGUCUCUAGCACCUAAAGAAGAGAUGGAUAGAGAGGGUGUCGUUGAUGCUGACUGACUAGAGGUCGGCAUUCAGUCACCCGUUUGGGCCUGCACAGCAAAACAACACAUUUCUAAGGGAGGAAAAGACGCGUGUAUCAUAGAGUGACUCUCUUGACUUCCAAACACCAGAAUUGUAUGUAAAGUAGCGAGUAUCUAAGCGACUGUAGAGCUUGCUCGAUUUGCUCUAAUCUCUGUAUGAUAAUUAGUGCUAAGCGCCGCGAACAGCUUGCCGUUUACAUCUUUUCUGUGCGUACUCGUGUAAGGCAGAGGUAGCGCCACUUUUCGUGAGUGAAUAUGUGGUUGUGUGACGCUUUGUUAGCGAGAGAUUUGCGUUCUUGCGUCCGCCUUGUUUAGGCGCCCGACUCAGCUGAGGAGUGUCCGGGUGGACACCUUUUGUCAAAUGCUCGAUGGCGUUGACUGACAAUUCUUACUAUUAUCGACACGCGUGCACCUGUUCUCGUGUCAGUAUCGUUUCUUUGUGUUUGCGUCUCGGCUGUUCGACGUUUAGCGUCGCUUCGACGGUGGCACAAUAUGACAAUAGAUUG
Molecule: messenger RNA, 1734 nt
Organism: Corticium candelabrum
Lineage: Eukaryota; Metazoa; Porifera; Homoscleromorpha; Homosclerophorida; Plakinidae
Product: brain-specific homeobox protein homolog
Exons: 3
Coding region: 429-1205 (258 amino acids)
Biological process (GO): regulation of DNA-templated transcription
Molecular function (GO): DNA binding; DNA-binding transcription factor activity, RNA polymerase II-specific
Source: RefSeq, a predicted model, not a curated record